Messenger RNA from Sparassis crispa, 243 nucleotides. RefSeq lists its product as hypothetical. The record is from RefSeq and is a predicted model, not a curated record. NCBI's taxonomy places the organism in Eukaryota, Fungi, Basidiomycota, Agaricomycetes, Polyporales, Sparassidaceae. The transcript has a single exon. The coding region runs from base 1 to 243 and encodes 80 amino acids.
AUGAACGUCCAAUCCAAGAUCGCUUCCGUAUUCUACAGCAACCCUAAGCUUCUGCCCAUCCUCUCUGAAGGCAAACUUACUCCCGCUGCGGUGCAUGCCUGGGAAUAUGUGUGCCUCCAAUACUUCAAGGAGAGGGACAUCGAGGAUGCCAAGAAGGUGGCCAAGGUCACCGGUGGGUUCCAGGAGACUCUGAUGAAGGACUGGUACUACAACGAUGCCGUGAAAUGGGACACGAUGUCGUGA